GGAUUUGGGAGAGGAAUGGUGGGAGAUAGCGCCGUACCCCGUGGUCAGCCGCCAGUGUUUCGCACUUUGCUAUUCAGCUUCGUUCUUCACCGGUUCACCCUAGCCGCCACCCCAACCCCCAGCGACAGGGACCUUCGCCGCCAGGCCGCCCCCAAUCCCUAGCGACUGCGAGCACCGUCGCCAGGCGCCGUGCAGCGAGCGUCGCCGCCUGGCGAAGUCGCGCGACUCGUGCCCUGCAGCGAGCGCCGCUGUCCCGCACCCACCGUCGAACGGCUGCCGAUGCCCAACGCCCUGCAGCGAGUUGCGCCGUCGUCCGCUUCCUCUCGCUGGUAACCUCGUGUUUCGAUUUGGACAGAUUGCUCGUGACUUGGUGUUGCGCCGCCGACCGAGCCUCCUUCCCCUAAGUCCCUAACCGGAUUGUGAUCUGUGAUUAGGGGUUGUGAAAUUGAGAUGCCAUUUUAGGGAUUGUGGAAGUGUGAACUGUGCCUUACUGAAAUCGAGAUGCCAUUUGAGCAAGUUUUCAACUAUUUUGUUGGAUUGGCGAGGCCUACCCUAGUCCACCACCUGCCGCAGCUCUCGCCUCCGUCAAGAUCCGAACCCCUCGCACGCGGCACGACCAAAUCCUAGACACCUGAUCCCAAUGCGCAGGGCCCUCGGCAGAGAGACGUUACUGCGCCGGCACCGUGGAUCGGCACUGCUGUGGCUAGCUGUAACGGCACUGGUCACAGGCACCAUCUGCCUCUGGUCGUCCUUCUCCGUUGGCCUCCUCAGCACCUACAGGGUCCAGGAUGUUGUUGCAAAUGAGUUGUGGAGAACCGUAGAUUCAAAUGGUUGGAGAGCAUCUUCUGCACCACGCAUCUGUUGGCCUCCCCCACCAGCUGAAUCUGAGAGCAAUGGGUACUUGCGUGUCUGGUGCAACGGCGGCUUGACCCAACAACGCAGUGCAAUAUGUAAUGCUGUUGUCGUAGCACGAAUCAUGAAUGCUACACUAGUGCUGCCAGAGUUAGACACAAAUUCAUUUUGGCACGAUGAGAGUGGUUUUGUAGAUAUAUAUGAUGUUCCCCACUUCAUCAACACAUUGAAAUAUGAUGUUCGAAUUGUCAUGAGCAUUCCAAAAAUCACUGCACAAGGAAAGACCAAGAAGCUCAAAGCAUAUAAGAUUUUACCUCCUAGAGAUGCACCCGUUACUUGGUACAGAACAACUGCUUUGGAGAGACUAAGGAAGUAUGGUGCAAUAUAUUUAACUCCAUUUUCACACCGUUUGGCAGAAAAAAUUGAUGAUCCAGAGUUCCAGAGAUUGAGAUGCAGGGUGAAUUAUCACGCACUACGAUUUAAGCCAAGUAUCAUGAAAACAAGUAGUGAUAUAGCGAAUAAGCUCCAUUCAGAAGGCCAUUUCAUGUCAAUUCAUCUUCGGUUUGAGCUGGAUGUGCUUGCAUAUGCUGGGUGCUUCGACAUAUUCACACCUGAAGAACAGGAAAUCCUGUUGAGGCAUCGGAACAAAUAUUUUCCAUUGCUGUUGAGGUAUUGGGGCAAAUAUUUUCCAGGAAACACACCUGACUACAGGGAAAGAAGGCUCAUUGGAAAGUGCCCUUUAACUCCAGAAGAGGUAGGUCUUAUUCUACGUGCUACGGGAUUUGAUAACUCAACAUGGAUUUACCUUGCUCCUGGCAAGCUCUUUGGUGGGAAACACUUCAUGAAGCCAUUCAAGGCUAUGUUUCCACGUCUUAAAAACCAUAGUAUGAUCAGAAGUGGAAAGCUGGAAGAAAAUAUCCGAGGGCUAGCAGGGUCAGCAGUUGAUUACAUGGUCUGUCUCCUGUCGGACAUUUUUAUAUAUGAUGGUCCGAGCAACUUCGCAGACAAUCUCAUGGGUCAUCGUCUAUACUAUGGUUUCCGAACCACGAUCACACCAAACAAGAAGGCCCUUGCUCGGAUAUUCAUGGACAGGGAGGAAGGGCACACAUCUGCAUUUGAGGAGAGGGUCAGGCAGGUCAUGCUCACCCAUUUUGGCGCCCCCCACAAGCGCAUCCAUCCAGAGUCUUUCUACACAAACCCAUGGCCAGAGUGCUUCUGCCAGACGAAAGCUAGGAAUCAUGCUGACCGGUGCCCACACAACAGUGUAAAUGAUGUCCUUGAAAGUUGGUUCCAUAAUAAAGAAGAUGUAGAAGUGGAAGCUACUAAUCAAACUGACUCCACCAGCUAAACCGAGAGUUGGCUGGUGGAACUGAGUUAUCAAAGGUUUAUUGAUUGAGAACAGAUUGUUUGUCACAGACCUGCGAAUGACAUCAUUGGAGGAAGGAUUGAUGGCUCCAGAUCUCUGUAGGCGAUUAUGUUCGACUCAAGAUUUAGUUGUUGAGAUUCUUAGUCUGGGAGGGUCAGAACCAGAUUUUGGAUAGGUUUACAUUGUCAUGUAGAGUUCUGUGGAAGAAAAAUCAUACGAACGUCAUGAACUAUGUGGCUACUACAAUUGGAGAUCUUUACCCCAUAUGCUAUAGCUGAGUGUUUGGUGGCUUCAGUUCUGUUGGAGUUAUUUGCUGUUCCUCACUAUACAUAUCUGGUUGAAUUCAUGCGUUCCUGGUCCUGGAACUGGAACUUCCCCAGUUUUGAUUUUUGCAAUUCACCGUAAUGCUAAAAAGUCGACUAUCUCCAGGCUCCCUAUCCCACUCCCUAUUUCAAAGUUCUCUCUGCAACAAUACAUCUAUAGUGCAAAACAGUGUUAUACACGCCUGCAUGCACGACGUUGCUGGAGUUGGCCUAAUUCCGGGUUGCUGGAGUUGGCCUAAUUCCGGGCUCCUUCGAGGUCCAUGGCAGCAUGUAACUGUAUUGAUUUGUUCUCCUUGUUUGUAGCCUCACACUUGGUUGAAUAUUUCGAAAAAUCUAGAAUUCCAAUAUUUUUUCUUAUUUUUAUUUUGUUUUUUUAGUUUCUUUAGAAAGAGAUAACAGUCCUUUGUACUUGUAUAUAUGUACACAACACAUAUUAAUGCAAACCAUGUAUUGUGUCAGUC
Zea mays is the source of this 3002-nucleotide messenger RNA. Its product is annotated as root hair specific 17. Gene Ontology annotation, cellular component: endosome; trans-Golgi network; cytoplasm. The coding region runs from base 641 to 2200 and encodes 519 amino acids. The transcript has 11 exons. The record is from RefSeq and is a predicted model, not a curated record. NCBI's taxonomy places the organism in Eukaryota, Viridiplantae, Streptophyta, Magnoliopsida, Poales, Poaceae.